Iphiclides podalirius (scarce swallowtail) is the source of this 1185-nucleotide messenger RNA. The record is from the annotation of a GenBank genome assembly. NCBI's taxonomy places the organism in Eukaryota, Metazoa, Arthropoda, Insecta, Lepidoptera, Papilionidae.
AUGUCGCCCCACGGGUCGGCCAUUUUCUUCUUCGCGACGAUCGCACUCGUCUCGUCUCAGCGACAGGGUGAAUCGUGUUACAAUGAAAGAAGCAAUUUUAUCGGCCGGUGCAAGUUGGCAGACCAGUGCCCGUCAGCCGAGAGCGACUAUUUGAACAAAGGGAUAUACCCGAAGUUCUGCGAGUACUCAGUCAGGAGGGUGCUGGUCUGCUGCAAGGAAGACCAGAUCCGAACAACGACGACGAAGGCGCCUACCAGGCCGAAGCCAUCAGCUGGUAUUGCUCUCAACCAGGAAAAUAAGCGUGUGAGCGAGAGGAAAUGUGAGGAGUACAGCAAGGCGGUGGUGCAGCAGGUGGACUUCAUCAGCCUACUGCCAGAACCCGAGACGAUGUCGAUAUCCGACGUCAACUGCAACUACACGGGACUCGAACUUAUUGUCGGGGGCGAGGACGCCCUACAGGGGGAGUUCCCGCACAUGACGGCUGUGGGCUGGCCCGGCUUCGAUGGUGGGUACGACUUCAGCUGCGGCGGGAGCCUCAUCAGCAGGCGGUUCGUGAUGACGGCCGGCCACUGCAUCAAGAAGCCCAGGGCGGGGGAGCCCACGAUCGUGCGCCUAGGGGACCAGAACCUGGAUCCCAGCGUGAAGGACCGAGCCAACCCCAUAGAUGUCCGAAUAAAGACCAUCCACAAGCACCCCGGGUACAAGCCGCCUGACCGCUACAACGACAUCGCGCUCCUCGAGCUGGCGGAGGACGUGCCCUUCAACGACAACAUCCGCCCCGCCUGCCUCUGGACGAAGCCCGACUUCGGCGGGAACGGGAAGGCGCUCGCCACCGGCUGGGGCGUCACCGUCCCAGACAGCCUGGAGACGUCCAAGGAGCUGAAGAAGGUCUCCCUAUCGCUGCUCACGAACGAUUACUGCGACAGGAUAAUGGCCAGGAACAGAUACUGGAAUGGGUUCGUGCCCUCGCAGAUGUGCGCCGGUGAGCUUCGCGGCGGCAAGGACACCUGCCAGGGUGACUCGGGCUCCCCCCUUCAAGUGGUGUCCCAGGAGAACCAGUGCAUCUUCUACGUCAUCGGAGUGACGUCAUUCGGCGGGAAGUGCGCGCGCAGCGGCCAGCCCGCCAUAUACACGAGGGUCUCCAGCUACCUGGACUGGAUAGAGGGCCUGGUCUGGCCGGGGGAA